UUUGCCGGGAACACGACUGUGCCAAAGCUACUGUCGAAGCUGAGAAAGAAGCUAUCGGGGGAAAUAUAUUUUUCCUGAUUAUUUAGCCGCCGUGUCUCGGGUUUUAUCGGACCAGGCAAAAUGGACGAAUACGAUGAACUGUUCGAGGUACACGACGACUUCGAGGAGCAGUUUGCCGACGAGCUGGAGGUGCUGGCUGAGAUGGAGGACGAAACUUGCAAGCCGGGGAAACGCCACAGUCAGGGUCCAGGAGACGACAUCUCGGAUAUAGAGCACCUGCUGGACAAUCAGCCCAUCACUCCAAAGGCAAAGCGACAGAAGCAGGACGUUGGUGUGGUCAAGCGACUGUUCAACGCAGCACAAGUUCAAGAGAGCAAAGUCCCUUCACUGAGUGAUGACAUCACACCGCCAUCCUCUCCAGAGCACUAUGAGCCCUCUCACGCCAUCAGCUCUACCCCUGCUGUGCUGGAUAUCAGCGGCUUUGCUGAGAUUCCACUGACUCCACAGCGACCUCCCACAGCGGCGCCGGCAUCCCUGCGUGUGCUGAAGCGACCUCCUUUAGAGGGAGACUACAUCAGUGUGACGGACUCGUCUGGGAAUCGGGUCUACCUCCGACAGAAAGAGAACGCAGAGACAAAGACAGCAGACUCCAGAAUAGUACCAAACUCCCAGGGUGGACUGGGGCUGCUGGCAGUGCCGAUAGGACUGCUGAGAGAGCAAGAAGCAGACAGGCGCCACCAACAGGUUGUGGAGGAAUCGCAGCGUCUUACAGAGCUGUUAGCCAGCAGUGUAAACGACGCGUUAGUUGAGUCUGAAAACCCAGAAGAUGAAGAAAACGAGGAUCCAGAGGACACAGAGGGCCGAGCAUCUCGGCUGUGGGUGGACAGAUUUUCACCGCGUCACUACACAGAGCUGCUCAGCGACGAUUUCACCAACCGUUGUCUGCUCAAGUGGCUGAAGCUGUGGGACACCGUAGUGUUUGGAAGAGAGAGGAAGUCCCGCCCUGCCCGAUCCGACAGACAGGCUGCCAAUCAGAACGCAUUUAAACCCAAUCAAGGAAAUCAGAAUCAAAAUCGCUUCAAGAGCAAGAUUGAGGUGACCGAGGAGCUGCUGGAGGCAGAACUGGACCAGUACAAACGACCCAAAUUUAAGGUGGCGUUGCUAUCCGGUCCUCCAGGUUUGGGGAAGACCACCCUGGCUCAUGUCAUUGCAAAGCAUGCUGGGUACAACGUGGUUGAAAUCAAUGCCAGUGACGAUCGCAGCGCCGAGGUGUUCCAGAAACGCAUCGACACAGCGACACAGAUGAAGUCCGUUUUGGGAGCCAAUGAGAGGCCGAACUGCCUCAUUAUCGAUGAGAUUGACGGAGCACCUGCGGCCGCCAUCAACAUACUGCUGGCAGUUCUGAACAGGAAAGACGGACACGGGGGUGAGGCUGGCGCGGAGACGGCGAAGAAGAAGAAGAAGAGGGAGUCCAUCUUACUGCGACCAAUCAUCUGCAUCUGUAACGACCUUUAUGUCCCAGCUCUCCGGCCUCUCAGGCAGCAGGCUUUCCUCCUGGCUUUCCCACAGACUCAGCCUUCCCGCCUGGCACAGAGACUGGCAGAGAUCUCACUCCGCCAGGGGCUGAAGGCAGACACGGGCACCCUGAUGUCACUGUGCGAGAAGACCGACAACGACAUCCGGUCCUGCAUCAACACGCUGCAGUUCCUUCAUAGUCGUGGCGUCAAGCAGCUGGACAGCAAGACGAUUCAGAGCAUCUCUGUGGGGCAGAAGGACCAGAACAAAGGCUUGUUCCAUCUAUGGCAGGAAAUCUUCCAGUUACCACGUACAAAACGGAAACGUGUCGGUGAGGGGUUUGAGGACGGACCGGGUUCGGGAAGUGGAGCUCACAGGUUCCAGCACAUCUUGCAUCUGGCUUCGUCUAGUGGAGAAUAUGAAAAGGUUUCUCAGGGUCUGUAUGAUAAUUAUCUGUCCAUGCGUGUGAGGGACCCAAACCUCCAGAGCGCGUGCGAGGCGCUGGAUUGGCUGGCCUUCUCAGACAAGCUGAGCCACGUGAUUCUGCACGGGCAGAACUUCUCUCUGAUGAAAUACCUGCCCUUCCUUUCCAUCACAUUUCACUUCCUGUUUGCCCACACGAACGUGCCCCGCAUCAGCUAUCCCCACAGCCAGCACGAGGCCUCCUCCCGGCUCCUCAGCUGCAAGAACGCUCUGUCCACCAUGUUGGCCGACACCCCAGCAAGCAUCAGAGCGAGGAUCAGUCAGCUCAGCCUGACCCUCGAUAUCCUCACCUUGCUUCUCGACAUCAUCUGUCCCAAACUACGGCCCGUGAAUCCACAGCUGUUCAGCAGCAGAGAGAAGGAGCAGAUGCGUGAGCUGAUCGACACCAUGCUGGCAUACAAUCUCUCUUACAGGCAGGACCGCACUCCAGAGGGACAGUACACCUACGUGCUGGAGCCGAUGCCGGCGCCUGCUGCAGUUAGAAUGGGAUAACCAGCUUGUUACCUCAGCCAUGCCGGCCCGUGUGGAGGAGCAGCGGGACGCCCAGGACGGCUCCUUUCUACAGGCUCGCUGUGACGAAGUGCUGGUCACCAGCGACUGGGGCCUGCCUCUAGUGCUGGCUCUGCUGCUGCUGCUGCUGAUCUACACCUUUCUGUACCUGCCCUCUCAAGCGCACCACAACUCCACUCUCUGAUAUCUCACGCAUAAAAGGCACAGAGUGCAGCCGUGGAUCUAAACAUUUAACAUCACAAACAGCGGAUGCGCUCAGGCAGGACAAGAUUAUUUGAUUGGACUGCUCUCUUUUUGGCCGCAGUUGGUGAUUGGUCAUGUCGGACGCUGUGAGCAGGAGGAGAUGUGCAGGGAAGAAGAGUGGGAAAGAUGAGGAGAGGUCAUUUAAAAUAAACCCUAGAACUGAUGUCUGCUUUCAUGCAGAAGACUGUGUGUCCUUAUAAAUCCCUAAUAUGUCCUAAUACGGUUAAAAAUGAAUUUAAAAGUAACCUGCGGCUAGAUUUUAGUAAUAUGAAGUUUAACCAGUGUUGUUCAUUUUUAUUGUUUGUUACAGAACUGCUGUUGAAUUGUGUGGAUUCAGAUGUUAAAGAUGAUAUCUGCACAUGUAGAUGCU
Maylandia zebra (zebra mbuna) is the source of this 3121-nucleotide messenger RNA. It is a transcript of the gene chtf18, whose product is annotated as CTF18, chromosome transmission fidelity factor 18 homolog (S. cerevisiae). NCBI's taxonomy places the organism in Eukaryota, Metazoa, Chordata, Actinopteri, Cichliformes, Cichlidae. Gene Ontology annotation, molecular function: ATP binding; ATP hydrolysis activity. The record is from RefSeq and is a predicted model, not a curated record.